GGGUGCCUUGGCUCGCGUUCCUCGGUAGAAAGCAAGCGCUGCUACUUCUCUGCUGAACCAGAGCAUCCAAAAAAGUCUGGAAUUUAAAGAGAAAAGAUCGCAAUCUGCCCAUGCGGAAAUAGACGGAGAUUUCAUGUCACCCAAAUUGCGUCCGACUGGUGGACUGGGGACCAGAGUGUUUACUUCGGAAAUUAGGAUUUAAUUUUAAGGACUCAAAAAAAGAUACUUUUCUUUUUUUCCACAUUAUUUAUACCAGUUAUUUUCGUACAUAUGCGUGCAUAUUUGUGUCAGGGAGCAAGGUGGACCUGAAGGGUUUCUUUGUUUUUUCUCGCAGAGAAGCAAAAGUGUCUUCAGUUGGAUCAAAGUGAAUUUUCACAUCGAAAAGCAGCAUGGACGUGCUGGCGAAUUAUAGUAUUUUUCAGGAACUCCAGCUCGUGCAUGACACGGGCUACUUCUCCGCGAUGCCUUCCCUGGAAGACAGCUGGCAGCAGACGUGCCUGGAACUGGAGCGGUAUCUGCAGACGGAGCCCAAGCGUCUGUCUGAGCUCUUCGAUGAGGGUCUGGAGGGCCUUCUCACGCCAGCCUUCCUGAAGGGGGACAGUGAAGAUGAGCUGUCGGAUCCGCUGGUGCCAGGCCCGGCCGAGCGGUCCGGCACGCAGACACAGCCCGUGCCACGCCCCCCGGCCACCGGGGUCAACGCCGCCCAGCUGAGUGCGGUAACAUCUCUCACGCCCCCUUCGUCACCGGAACUGGGCCACCACCUGAUUAAGCCACCACCACUGUCCACGGUGACACCCCCUCUAUCAGCCUCGGAGGGCACACUGACGCUUAAGCUCGUGGCCAAACGGGUGGGGCUGGCGGGGGCCAGGCUGGUAGCGGCCCGGGCGCUGCCUUCUAUCACAAGCCACAGUGUGCUGAGCGAUGAGGGCGAACAGGAUGGACCAGGGGUCCUGCCAGGGGGAGGCGACCUUCCGGAGAGCAAGAAGAGAGUCCAUCGCUGCCAGUUUAAUGGCUGCAGGAAGGUGUAUACCAAGAGCUCCCACCUGAAGGCCCACCAGAGGACCCACACAGGUGAGAAGCCGUACAAAUGCUCGUGGGAAGGCUGCGAGUGGCGCUUCGCCCGCAGCGACGAGCUGACGCGGCACUACCGCAAACACACCGGCGCCAAGCCCUUUAAGUGCAACCACUGUGACAGGUGUUUUUCCAGGUCGGACCACCUGGCCCUGCACAUGAAGCGGCACGUCUGAAUCGGCGUGCGCGGAUGUUUGUGUGCGUGAGCGUGAGAGAGCGAGAGAGAGACGACGAGCCGAGUGGGAAGCGUCGGCGCCCCGUUCAGGGAGGACACCCGACGAAGAUCAUCGGGGGGGGGGGGGGGGGUCCGAGGGCCGUCCAGAAUACGCCGAGGCAGCAGAGGGCAGCGUGAAAGAGUGACAGCUACCAGGCUUGCCUUUAACAUAUGCACACAGCCCAACCAUCUCUUUUUCGUCAGCAGAUUAGCCAUGCCUUACCUGGCUGGAGCUGGGAGUCAGACACUGCCAAGCAAUUUUGCUGAUCCAAGUUAUUCCCCAUUUACUGUUUUUUUCCAUUGCAUAAAACCCAGAGAGACUGUGGAAAAAGAAAAGCAGAGAAAAAAACAUUUGCAGACGUUGAAUGUCAGCGCACGGAAGUGGCGGGACUCUGGAGGUUUUGGUUAAGGUCUCUCAUGGGUCAUUUUCACAGUCUAAAAACUGCAGUUAUCUCAACCACAGAAAAAGGCCACUAGACCUAAAGUCUACAUGGAGACGUGUGGCAGCAGAAGCCUUGGAGCGCUGAAGCCGCUGAGGGGGAGUGUUUAAGGGCAGGACCCUGUUCUCUCGCCGUCAGACGUGUCGCCCACCCGGCAGACCCAAGAUUGGCGCAGAAGCACAUUCUCACCUUUUAACAAAGCGGCUCUCUUGUCUUUUAUUCUUAAUUUUAGGUAAUUAUGUCUUAAUACACUUUUAAUUGUUUGCUCUCUUUGCGGAAGGCAGAAUGCCUACAUAUGGAGGAAAAAAUAAACUCUGCAAGAAAAACAGAGGAGAUGAAAGGAAACUCAUGGUUUCUGGCACAAAAUGAAAGCAAAUUCUGUUUUUAAUUUUCUGUUCUUGAAUUUUUGUCAGAACAGUCGUCCACAAAGCAAACUUUGGACAGGCACCACGGCCAAAAUCCCCACUGGAGAGUUAAACGAAGGUGUGAUGCAGGCUGGCACCAGUGAGUCGAACGUUUGUCUUUGAUCAAGGUGCUUAUCCAUGCCUUCGAGAACUACACCCCCCCCCUGCCCGCCCCCCAACCGCUUGGCCAGGAGGGCAAUGCAAGUUGCAAAACUGUUAACAGUUUCAGUGUUGCCUGUGCAUUUUUCAAACAGGAAGAUGAAGACUCGUGAAAAACCCAAAAAUACAAAAAAAAAAGGAAACUGGUCACAUAUACAGACAGGACAAUUUCCAUGCUGGACGGGCAUGGAGGUGUUAGGGGUUAAGUACACACACACAAUUCAAAGCGAAACACUGCAUGGUGAACUCACGUACAGAUUGCUACAUACGUUUCCUGUCCCAGAACUUUCACAGUAGAAUUUUAGGGUUUUUGUUAUAUUACUUGGGACUGUGACUUUGGAAUUAGAAAUGAGCACAUUGCCGCCUUUUCUCCUUUUUCACUGUAACACAAAGCAUGUUUCCAGUUAAUUCUGAUGGCAUUAUUAUGAGUCCAUUGUCAUCACCAUACUCUGCUAUCUUGUGGUCAUCGCCAUGCUUUUUCCAUGAUUGUCAUGGUCAUCACCAUGCUCUGUUAUCUCAUGGUCUUCACCAUGCUCUGCUAUCCUUCUUGCCAUCUUUACCAUGUUCUGCCAUCCUCCUGGUGGUCAUCACUGUGCUUUGCUAUCCUUCUCACGGUCAACAACAUGCCGUGCCAUCCUCCUCAUAGUCGUCACCAUGUUCUUUUAUCCUUCUCGUGGUCAUUACCAUGCCCUGGUAUCCUGCUGAUGGUCAUUACCAUGCUCUGCUGUCUGUCAUGUGGUCUUCACCAUGCUCUGCUGUCCUUCUCGUGAUCUUCACGAUGCUCUGGUAUCCUUCUUGUGGUUGUGAUCAUGCUGUGGUAUCCUCAUGGUCAUUUCACUCUCUGCUGUCCUUCUGACUGCAUCAGUACUGGACCAUUGCAGAGAGGGCAACCCAUGCUGGAUAUAACUGAUCUUCCUGGACAAUCCUGUACAGCCUUCAGGGAGCAGUGCCAUCCAACCUGGCCCAUACCAAAAACCUGUAGCACGUACCUGCCAGCACGUGGUACCAGGGUCAGGGGUCUUUCACAUGGCACCACUGCCCCCUGUGUACCCACCACAAGCAGACCGACAUCCUAUCUCCACAACUUGCCACUUACAUACAUAUUUCAACUGUCUGUUUUUCUACUAAUAUGAUUGUUUUCUUCAACACUAAGAAGUUAUGCCAAAUUUUUAUUGGAAAGUGGGGUAUAUUUUCUAUGUUUACAUACAAUGGAGUUGCCAUUGUGGCACUGCUAGUGAGGGGUGGCGUGCAAGCCUGUGUCUGUGUGUCUGUGCCCAGAUGUGGUGAUGGUCGCUGUGGUAAUGCUUCUGCAUCGCUAUGGUCCUUUGGUGGCAUUGCAGUGAGACUGUAGUAACACAUGUCCUGGCCACCUGGUCAGAACAGUGAGCUCCUGAAUACUGUUGGCCUUGUCGUUCUUUGUACUUGGACUUUACAUUUGACUGCCAAACAGAGAAAGAGUCUCUUCUUUCAGAUCACCUUCCCUCUGCUUAUUUAUGUAGCUUGGUAUCUUGCACCGACACUGUCAUCCUUACCCUCCAAACAGUACAUGUCUGUCAGUAUCUGUUCCCAGUCUCUACUGCCCGACGUUGCCAGUCUGAGUGAUCAUGAGUAGAAUGAGGUUUGCUGAAAGGGGAUUGUAGCUCUUACCUUGGGGGUAAUCUUUUUGCAGAGCAGUUAAGUGCUGAUUGGGAAAUCCCAUCCAGUUCGCCUGUUUGUCAAAGCAAUUCUUGUCCUUGUGCAACUUGCGACACCACAAUCAUUUUGCGAGCGUGGCCACAUAAUUGUGGUCUCCAUCCAUCUAGGAACAUCUGUGACUGGUAACCACAUUCCUGCACAAUUUCCUCCAAAGGGACAGGAAUGAUUCAAGUGAAUGUGGUUAUGGAUAGAAGGGAGGGCUUUAAAACAACAGGAAUUGUGCAAAACAAGGCAGUAGCAAGCACACACAGAACAGUCUGUUAGCCUGCUGAGAAAAUAGAUUUGCCCAUUUCCAAGGCAAGUUACAAAAGAGAUAUUAAGACAAACGAAAUGUCCCUCCCAUUUUUGGAGGUUUGUUAUGCGUCCUAUCCCAUCAUGUCUGGGGAUGAGGUAUGAAGGUUGGAAUCACCUCUCCGGGAAAAAUGCCCCCUCAUGCAUUACAAAAACAUGAGCCAUAACAUACAGUAAUUGGAGAGUGAAGGAACAGGUGACAUUUGACCGUUCUGUGCGACCUCUUCAGUAAAUCCACUUGCUGCAAAGUUCAUGCUGGAAUUGUAUCUGGCUCUUGAAAGAUACAGUGACAGCAACAUUCAGCAUACCAUACAGAUAAAAUGGUCACCUUGACCUGAUGGUACCAGACAGUGCACGGGGUGGAAGGAGGGGGGUGAUUUUGUGUUGCGUAUUUUACUGAGAGAAUGAGCAAAAUAGCACAGACACAGUCUACAUGCCGGAUGCACCUUACGAAGUAGGACCCGAGGCCCAACACUUCUUGUUUCAGGGUCCUGAUGUUAUCUGGAAUUUGGCAGCUUUACACCUAACAUUCCCACUCAAGUGCCGAGCAGAGGCCAAUGAUGAAAGCUGGUUAGAUCCAUCUUAAGCGUCUGGAUGUCUUUUUGAGACAGCAAAUUGCAACACGAUUAUACAACACGCGCCAAGCGUAUCCUAGCACAAUGUGUGAAAGGCAGGGACCACCUUCACAUCCCGAUGGAGACUCUGUUGUCCCACAUGCUCUGAGGACCAGAUUCAAACAGCACACCCAUUGGCUCAGUUUAAUUGAAAGUGCUGUGGGCUGUUUGGAUCCGGUCGCCAGUCUGUUAGGCCGGUUUCCCAGCGCUUGGUAGCACCGCAGCGGGUUCCCCCCGUCCACUUGCUCUGCUCAUCCUGCAUUGGCUGCAUUAUACCUGGGGGCUCCCUACGGGCAUUUCUCCAUCUUUUGCUGACCCCAAUCCCCCUGACCCCAGCCGAGCGUCGCAGGUAGAGCACCUCCGAAGAUACGCUGAUCUCCUCGGCUUCUUUGUGGCUCUUGUUUCAGGGAGAACACGGCCAACAGCAGCGUCUCCCAGAGCACUUUCCUCACAUUCCGACUCCAGGCUCUUUCCCAGCUAUUCCGCUUCCAGGCUGGACUUCCCAACACCAUUCACGGUCUCUUACUGGUCAGGGCCCUCUGAGCUCACAUCAUCCGCUGUCAGAUCCUCACCUACCCCCUUCUCACUUUCCCUCCUUUUUUAUUUGCUGUACAAAGUGUUUAAAAUAUUAUUUGUAUUAUAUGAUGUUAGUAUGGUAAUGUUCUUUAUUAAGGAAAAAGAAGAAUUUAUUUUUGUUACUGGUCUGUUUCAUAAUUCUUUUUUAAAUUGGUAUUGUAAGAUAUCUAUGCAAGAACCGUUCUGUGGAGCAUUUUUAUUUAAGAAUGUAAUAUGUGUAAUAAAUGGUAGAAUCUA
Brienomyrus brachyistius is the source of this 5701-nucleotide messenger RNA. RefSeq names its product Krueppel-like factor 7. The record is from RefSeq and is a predicted model, not a curated record. The transcript has 4 exons. Lineage: Eukaryota; Metazoa; Chordata; Actinopteri; Osteoglossiformes; Mormyridae. The coding region runs from base 390 to 1247 and encodes 285 amino acids. Gene Ontology annotation, biological process: regulation of transcription by RNA polymerase II. Gene Ontology annotation, molecular function: DNA-binding transcription factor activity, RNA polymerase II-specific; RNA polymerase II cis-regulatory region sequence-specific DNA binding.